AUACAUAAUGUCCAUUUCUCAAACACUCUGCAUUAACCCUCUCUGCCCUGGUUUCUGGCCACACCCUCAGACUUUACAUUUUUAUUGGGUACAUUCACUCCUCCCCCUAUGACAUUAACCCGUUAAUAUGCCCCUAUUGCCCUCUUGUAAGUGCCCUCUUAUGCUUUUGCCUUUAGAAAUCUGCUCUCUAGCCAUAGUAUGAACACCCCAAAAACCCCACUGUGAAUGAAAGCAGCAGGAUUCGCCCAGCUGCACUUCCUUCCCUGGCCACUAGGGGGAGUCAAGCUGUGCUUCUAAGCCCCUGCUGGGUUAUCUUCCCAGGCAGGUUGGAUAAAGUUAUAGAAGAAAAACUUUCAGACUCAUCUCACACCCCAACCUGACCUGAUAAAAAAAAGAAAAGCCUAAUUCUCCUUCUUAUUCAUGCGAAGCCAGGGGAGGCUGCGCCGCAUGGUGCAGUAGAUGCAGCACAUGCAGUAAUCUGGAAUCCACCCCCCCCAUUGCCUUUUGCUUCCAUUGCAGGUCAUGGAAAUUGACCUUAUAAGAAUGCUUAACUCAUAAAUUGUAAUAAAGGCUUCGCCUGGGGGCUGCAAAACUGACUAUACCCCGCCUGAAGAAAACCCAAAACCUGUGUCACCCUGGCCAGGGGCAAACAGCACAAUCAGUUUAAUGAAUUCAACAGCAACUUACCAGUGAUUUCCUGGCACCGGGAGUAGAUUCCAUUCAAUAUUCUGACAGUGAUUCCUUGAGAUUUGGGGAGUUGUGAGAGGUGGAAUGCCAUCGAGUGCUGACGUUCUAGCUGGAGUUGUAGGAGAACGCGCCACAGAAGAGUGGAAGGACAACUACGUACUAAGAAUGUCUUCCAAGCAAGCCACCUCUCCGUUCACAUGUAGAACCGAUGGAGAGGAAGAGGUAACAGGGGACGUAGCGUCACGGGAAAUGGAAGAGAACCACGAUCAACACAUGGGCAGCUGCCUGCCUCUACACAAUCUAAUACAGAACAAACCUCACCCCGAGGAGCUAUCUUCACUACCCAAUAUGCAGACUGACGUUGACUGGGACGGAAUGAUCGCUUCCCAGCAUAGAAUGGACUCUGAGAGCAAUAAAUUACGUUCCUUCUACUCCUUCCGAACCACUUCUACCUCACCACACAAGCCUGACGAAGGGGCUCGUGAGCGAAGCGAUCUUAUGACCAGUGUUAAUUUUGGAACGCCAGAACGACGCAAAGGAAGCUUGGCCGAUGUGGUGGACACGUUAAAACAGAAGAAACUGGAAGAAAUGACGAGGACCGAGCAGGAGGAUUCUUCUUGUGUAGAAAAACUGCUUUCAAAAGACUGGAAAGAAAAAAUGGAACGAUUAAACACAAGUGAACUUCUGGGUGAGAUUAAAGGUACGCCGGAGAGUUUAGCGGAAAAAGAACGCCAACUUUCCACCAUGAUAACGCAGCUGAUCAGCCUCCGAGAACAGCUCCUGGCCGCCCACGACGAGCAGAAGAAGCUGGCCGCCUCACAGAUAGAAAAGCAGCGGCAGCAGAUGGACCUGGCGCGGCAGCAGCAGGAACAGAUCGCAAGACAACAGCAACAACUCCUCCAGCAGCAACACAAGAUCAACAUCCUGCAACAACAGAUUCAGGUCCAGGGCCACAUGCCUCCUCUCAUGAUCCCAAUCUUUCCACACGACCAGCGGACACUGGCGGCAGCUGCGGCGGCUCAGCAGGGGUUUCUCUUCCCCCCAGGACUAACCUACAAACCAGGUGAUAACUAUCCUGUGCAGUUCAUUCCAUCUACAAUGGCAGCCGCCGCCGCUUCUGGUCUCAGCCCUUUGCAGCUCCAGCAACUCUAUGCGGCGCAGGCUCAGUUGGCCAGCAUGCAGGUGUCCCCAGGAGGUAAAAUGCCGUCCACCCCGCAAGCACCGAACUCAGCCGGGGCUCUGUCCCCCACCGGCAUGAAGACUGAGAAGAGAGGGUCCAGUCCCAUCGCUCAGGUCAAGGAUGAAGCCGCGCAGCCUCUGAAUCUGUCGGCGCGACCGAAGACUGCCGAGCCUUUGAAAUCCCCCACGUCCCCGACGCAGAACCUGUUCCAAAGCAGUAAAACCAGUCCCGGGGGCCUGUCAAACAAAAGCGGCAUCCCCAGCCCGAUAAGCGGGGCCCUUGGAAGAGGCUCUUCGCUAGAUAUACUUUCAAGUCUUAAUUCUCCAGCCCUGUUCGGGGAUCAGGACACGGUAAUGAAAGCCAUCCAAGAGGCUCGGAAAAUGAGAGAGCAGAUCCAGAGAGAGAACCAGCACCAGACUCACAGUAUGGACGGGAAGCUGGCGAUGAAUAACAUGAGCUUAAAUAAUUGCAGAGGCGAUAAGAUGCUGCUAGAUGCCAUGACAGGAAGGAUAUGCCUUAGAAGUUCAAACGCAGAAAGGUCACACUAUGAGAACAUGGGCCCACAGCUUACAGGAAAGCCCAGCGAAGAUGGGAAAUUAGGUCCUGGUGUCAUCGACCUGACGAGACCAGAGGAUGCCGAGGGAGGCACCACCGUGGUUGAAGCCCGAGUCUACAGAGACGCGCGCGGGAGAAGCAGCAGCGAACCGCACAUCAAGCGACCGAUGAACGCCUUCAUGGUUUGGGCAAAAGACGAGCGCAGGAAAAUUCUCCAGGCUUUUCCGGACAUGCAUAACUCCAAUAUCAGCAAAAUUCUAGGUUCCCGUUGGAAAGCCAUGUCUAACCAGGAAAAGCAACCAUACUAUGAAGAACAAGCUCGACUUAGCAAGAUCCACUUAGAGAAAUACCCCAAUUAUAAGUACAAACCCCGACCGAAACGCACCUGCAUUGUCGACGGGAAGAAGCUGCGUAUCGGCGAAUACAAACAACUCAUGAGGUCUCGGAGACAAGAGAUGAGGCAGUUCUUCACGGUGGGGCAACAGCCUCAAAUACCAAUUAGCACGGCGACCGGGGUCAUGUAUCCUGGUGCUAUCUCCAUGGCAACUACCACACCAUCACCUCAGAUGACGUCAGACUGCUCUAGCACCUCGGCCAGCCCCGAGCCCAGCAUCCCCGUCAUACAGAGCACUUACGGAAUGAAACUGGACGGAGGGAGCCUCGCUGGAAAUGACUUGAUGAACGGAGAAGACGACAUGGAGAUGUUCGACGACUACGAAGACGAACCUAAAUCAGACUAUAGCAGUGAAAAUGAAGCUAACGAGGCUGUCAGUGCCAACUGAAGAAUAUUUACAGACAAUUCUAGAAACAAGGAGGAUACAAAAAAAAAACAAAAAAAAAACUAUAAUCUUCCUGACUUUGUUGGAGUUUUGAACAAAACGGACAAAAAAAAACAAACAAACAAAACAAAAAAGUUUUCAAAGAGCCUGCAUGCGUAUGUGGUUUCCACAGUUCCAUCGGCAGAAUGGUCUUAAAUAUUUCUUGAUGUGUGAGACAAAUUGACUUUUUAGUCUUUUUUGUCACUUGAACAAUUUUUUUUUUUUUUAAUUUUAAGGUGAAGACAUGUAUAAAAAAAGAUCAGACGUCAGGACUUGAAAACUCUUGAAAAAAAAAACUCAAAACGUACCCAUAGCUGUCUUACAAGUCUUACAUUAUUUUUUUUGUGUGUUUUCCUUUUAUUUUUUGUUUUUUUUUUGGAUGCUGAUAGAGUUUUUUUAAGUUACUGUUUAUAGAUGGGGUUAAACAUUCUCUCAGGUACGCUGUGCCAGCCAACAGGUUGUGAAUGUGUUUUUAUGCUGAAUUAAUUUAGGAAAUACAUAGUGAUUUUUAUUUUUUUUUUUAAGAAAAAAUCUUUUUUGUGAAUCCAGACGUGUACACAUCUUCCUCCGCGCCUCACUAACUCACAGUAGAACAUCUUCGGAUCCUUUCUUCCCCAGUAUGUCUUGCUGAUUUUGUAAUGUGCCAAACAUUUUCGUAAUUCUUAAUCUUAAAUAGCGGAUGUCUUAAAAAUCCCCCCCCCCAAAAAAAAGUCUUAAGCAAUCAGGGCUGGAUUUAUAUCCCAGACGACUCUAGGCACAGGCUACUUAGAGCCGUGUAGGCCUUCAAAAAAUGUUUUUUGUAGAUGGGAUAUUGACGAGCGAAAGUUGAUAUUGGGUAGUUUUUGUAAAAGGUUUGGGGUAAAUUCGGGGUAGGUAAGGUUUGCCAUUCUUUCCAUCCUUGACAUGCAAGUCGAGUGUCUACUCUAUGGUAUGGGAUGCCCAGCCCAGUUCCUAAUCAACAUGGCGGUCAGCCAGUUGCUAUGACAAUUACACAUAGCGUAUGAUGUCCAGAGAAAUUCAAAGGUACUCAGGUAACUGGAUAUUGUAGUCAGAAGACGUCAUAAACAAUGCUGUCUGGUUUCGUCAUAGGCCAUAUGCUUGUUGGAAUUUGGUUUGUAGCUAUUACCCUC
This is a messenger RNA of Spea bombifrons (plains spadefoot toad), 4370 nucleotides long. It is a transcript of the gene SOX6, whose product is annotated as SRY-box transcription factor 6. Lineage: Eukaryota; Metazoa; Chordata; Amphibia; Anura; Pelobatidae. Gene Ontology annotation, cellular component: nucleus. The coding region runs from base 772 to 3204 and encodes 810 amino acids. Gene Ontology annotation, molecular function: RNA polymerase II cis-regulatory region sequence-specific DNA binding; DNA-binding transcription factor activity, RNA polymerase II-specific. The transcript is spliced from 18 exons. The record is from RefSeq and is a predicted model, not a curated record. Gene Ontology annotation, biological process: positive regulation of chondrocyte differentiation; regulation of transcription by RNA polymerase II; cell fate commitment.